UGUCCAUAUAUAGACAAAUAAUUUUCCUGACAAUGGUAGUUUGAUUAGGAAAAUGAAAAGAUAUAUACCUAUAAAUUUCUCCCACGAUUAUAUUCUUAAGAUUUGUUUAACAGUUGAUGAGGAAAAUCAUCAAUGGCUGACUCUGAUUGUGGCUUUAGCUUCAGUAUUCCUCUGGCUUGUUGCUUCUCCUCUCGGGAAGAUAAAUCAGAGAAGAAAUCGAGGCUUAAGAAAGAAGAAAAGGCGAAAAUACCUGAGAGCAAGCUUGAAGAACAAAAUUUACAGACUAACGAGAAAGAAUCGGAGAAGAAAUCUGAGCCCAUAGUGAAGGAAGACAAGAAGGGCGAGAAAAAUAGUGAUGAGAUUGAACUCGUAGAAGAUAAGACAUCGCCAAAUGAAAAGGAACCGGAGGUAAAAUCUGAGCCAACGAAGGAGAAGUUACCUGAGAUGGCUCCCGUAGAAGAUAAGUCGCUGGAAGACAAGAAGGAGAAAGAAACUGAAAGCAAGCUUGGAGCAGAUGAUAAGCAAUUGAAGAAGGAAGAAAAGAACAAGGAGACGAUCAAUCAAAUUGAGAAGAAGGAAGAAGACAACAAGGAGACAAUCAAUCAAAUUGAGAGUCAGCAAGCUAAGUCCAAGAAAGAAAGCGGCAAAGGAAACUCAAAAGAAAAGAAAUCAAAGAAGAAGAAACCAUUUGAAAUCUCGCUCAAUUUAAACUUUGGUUUUUGAUUCUGAAAUGCAAGAAACUUCGCCAGAAAAUGACUCAGCACAGCAAUUUCAGCCAUAAAAGAAGGCAAAGUCAUAUAUUAUUGUAUCCCAUGUUUAUAUAAUCUUUCAAUUUCAAUUGGACAGACAGACUAUAAAGUCUAGAAUCAAGUUGGCUUUGUGUAUUCAGAUUUUUAUAAUAGAUGUUACUUAUUAUAGUUUUAAUGUAAAUAAUUAUUCAUAUAUAAUAAGAAUUAUGUUUGAUAGUCUUAA
Messenger RNA from Mangifera indica (mango), 972 nucleotides. RefSeq names its product serrate RNA effector molecule homolog. The coding region runs from base 133 to 723 and encodes 196 amino acids. The record is from RefSeq and is a predicted model, not a curated record. Lineage: Eukaryota; Viridiplantae; Streptophyta; Magnoliopsida; Sapindales; Anacardiaceae. The transcript is spliced from 6 exons.